Penicillium riverlandense is the source of this 1506-nucleotide messenger RNA. RefSeq lists its product as uncharacterized. Bases 1 to 1506 code for a protein of 501 amino acids. NCBI's taxonomy places the organism in Eukaryota, Fungi, Ascomycota, Eurotiomycetes, Eurotiales, Aspergillaceae. The transcript has a single exon. The record is from RefSeq and is a predicted model, not a curated record.
AUGAUUGCUCAUAUUCUGCAAGUUGCUGCCCUAGCAGCAGCGUGCUCCGCUCUGCGCCCUACCCCCCAUCAGCGUCGCGACAAUAAUGGCUCCACCAUCGACAUCGACUGGGACAAUGUCCUAAUCGAAUCCCGCACCACGGCAACCCUUCAAUCUGUGGCGAACCCACAAUUACUCGCCAACAGCAGCACGCGCGUCAACGCACUAAACUCCCUCCGGACCGUAUCCAACAACUACGUCCGCUACGUUCCCUGGUUCCCCUAUCCGGAGCUAGCAGUAGUCGAGCUAGAACCACCCGUGAAGAACGGGACACAUUGCUCCACAAGCUGGAACUUUACCUACGCGGACCAGCUUCUCCUUGACUUCUUGCAUAGUACACCCAACGUGUCGCACAUUAUCAAUUUCAGCACCACCCCGGACUGGAUGUGGGUGAGCGAUGUGCCGUAUACGUAUCCGCACGACGUCGAUGCGAUCGACUGGAAUUAUAACAAUGGUACCAAGCUGCGUGAUCCCUCCGGCAAGGAAGUCGCAGAUUACUACCGCCGCUUGCUGUCGUGGUAUGUAAAGGGCGGGUUCAUGGAUGAAUGCGGCGUGUACCAUCACUCGGGCCACCAUCUGGACAUCGAGUACUGGGAAGUGCUGAACGAGUCUGAGGCCGAGCACGAGAUUGACAUCGGGUUAUAUAACACGCUGUACGACGUCAUCACAGAAGCGAUCCAUGAGGUCUCGCCGAGCACGCAGAUCGUCGGUUUGGCCAUGGCCUCCCGCAAUGCGACCCGUGUUGCGGGAUUUCUCAACCCGGAGAACCAUAAACCCGGCACACCGUUGGAUUGGAUCAGCUACCACUUCUACUCUACGCCAUCCAACUCCACGACGCAGCGUGAAGCGGCACAGAGCUUCCAGAUGGCGGAACAGUUGGUUGGCGAGGUAGAGGCGAUUGAGGCAGUACGCAAGCGGAUUUCCCCCAGGACAAAGACGACCAUGGAUGAGAUUGGGACGAUGGAUCCCAUGGGCUCGACUACGAUCUAUCCCGGGUAUACGAUUCCGGAGGAGUACUGGGUGUGGAGCGGCGGUGUGUAUGCGUACGUUUUUUCCCGGAUGGCGCUGCUGGGAAUUGAUGUUGUGGGUGAGAGCCAGCUGAGUGGGUAUCCGGGACAAUAUCCUUCUGUUUCGUUGAUUUAUUGGAAGACGGGGCUGCCUACAGCUCGGCUGAGAGUGCUGCAGCUGAUACAGCAUAGCCUAAAGCCUGGGGAUAAGCUUGUCAAGACGGGCAAUGACAAUGCCCAGCUGCAUGUGCAGGGCUUUGUGACUCCGGAGGGACAACAGAAGGUUCUGUUGAUCAAUAAGCAAGACAAGAAUGCCGUGGUGCAGGUGCCAGGCUUCCAGAAGGCGAAGGCUGAGACUGUUGACGUGAGUACUGGAGGUGGACCAUGGCGGACGGAGGAGGUGGAUGGCAGCAGUGUCAAGGUCCCUCCAUAUGCCGUUGUUAUCUUGUCCAAUCUGUGA